Aethalodelphis obliquidens (Pacific white-sided dolphin) is the source of this 7956-nucleotide messenger RNA. It is a transcript of the gene TEX36, whose product is annotated as testis expressed 36. The transcript is spliced from 12 exons. The coding region runs from base 6855 to 7346 and encodes 163 amino acids. Lineage: Eukaryota; Metazoa; Chordata; Mammalia; Artiodactyla; Delphinidae. The record is from RefSeq and is a predicted model, not a curated record.
AGGUCUUCUCUGCGUGGGCGGGGAAGAGCGGCCGUAGUUGUAACCAGCGGCUCCCGUUACGUAAAGUAGUGAAGUGUCAGCGCUUUUCCCGCCACAGCUUUCAGUGCCCCUUCGGUUUGCAGUCGGGCUCACAGGCCCAGGAAGGGAAAGACAUGCCCAGAAGGGAUUUCCUGAUGUAGCAGUGAUUCUUUCUUCAGGACUCACAUAUACUGCAGGCCUCUUGAGAAUGCCUGACGCCAUCACCACUAAAGAGAUGUUUGCUGAAUGAAUGAACUGCUUAUAGUUUGAUGCUUCCACAAGUUGUCCCAUAACCUGUGUCUGCUGGUGCUUUUCCUUUGCCUAGAAUACCUUUCCCUUCCUCACCUGGCUCAUUCCUAAAGACUCAUCCGUCACAGGAAAUGAAGCCAGAAUCCACAGAUGUCAUUAUCCAUCUGCACACUUUUGUUUACUACCCAGAAGGCAAGAAUAUUGCAUCUUAAAAGUGUCUGGACUUUUGUUCUUUCUUAUCACAAAUGACUUGAGAAGAUCUGACCAUUCACAGUUACCCAGAGUGGAAGUGCCAACGACAUGCUUCCUGGAGCGCUUUGAGAUUCAGGUAUCUCAUAGAAGUGGAACCACAAUAUUUGUCCUUUUGUGACCGGCUUAUCUCACCGAGCAUAAAGUCUUCAGAACUCAUCCAUGUUGCAGCAGGUGUCAGAGCUUCCUUCCUUCUUAAGGAUCAAAUUGCGGCUGUCACAUCACACGUGUUCAUUGGAAUGGACUCUAUCUGUGCCCCGCCCCUGUCUGGAGACCAUUCAGUGUGCUCUGGCCAACUUGUGGCUGCCAGAAGCUGCGUCCCUGUGCCUAAGGGCUUUUCUCCAGAUUAGCUGUGAUUAUUAGCCUUUCACUGAAUUGCCCAUUUUUAGUCCUGUGCUCCUUCACCUCCAUGUCUCAUGUCUCACCUAUGAAGGCUCUCGGGUUCAUUUUAUCUGGAGGAUAAGCCUCUGCUCGCCUGCUGGUGAUGUCAGAGUGGAGACGGGAGGAAUAGUUGCUUGGCUACAUAGGGUGGGAAAGGAGUGAGGGUUUAACCCUUCUGUCUACAACUUUUCAACCAAUCCUCUGUUUUCAGCCCCUGACUUGCCCUGCCCCCACUUUCCACACUAUUUGUGUCUCCCAGUUCUGUGUGUGUCACCUGGCUAACUUCCUAGUGGCACCUGAGAUGUAGCAGCUGCUCUUUGCUGCAUCCGCUACUGUCUCUCCACCUGCUUGGUAUAUUCCAAAACAAUCUGCUGCAUCUUUCUUUCCUUAUUGUCUCCUCUUCAGUGCUCUUCGCUCUUGUGGGUCUACACCUUUGAAAAAUUCCUUUAUUGGAGGGAUUCCAGAAGGAGAGGAAAUAGAAGCAUGUGGUAAAUUGGCCAUGUUGACCCAGAAAUUUGUCUGUAGCAUAUUUUUAGUAGAAAAAUACCUGUCAUUUAUUCAAGAGUAUUAAGCACCUGCCGUGUACCAGGAUGUGGGGGUGAGAGCAACACCAAAGGUAAUUCCUGGGUUUAUGAAGCUAGUAGAACACAUGACAUAUUACAAACUGUGAUGGGAGCUUUGAAGGAAGGUUCAGGUUUCUACACUUACCUGGGUGAACCGACUUGGUCUAGAGGAUGUGAUGUUUAAGAUCUGAAGGAUGAAUAGGAGUCAAGGAGAUAAAGGGGUAAAGGUGGGCAUGGGGCAGAGCAGUGUACUAAGGUCAGUGGGAGCAGAUGGAGGUCUGUGGAGGGAAUGCAGAAAGGGAGGGGAAGAUGGUGCGAGAUGCAGCCAGAGGCAAGGGCAGGGGCCAGAGCGGCCAGGGGUCCCUGGAUCCAGGAAAGGCUGUCUUUGUGCUCAGCGUAGUGGAGACCUCUGAAGGGGCUUUAAGAGUUGACAUGGUUUGAUUUACAUUUUCAAAGCCCACGGGGUGCAGGAUGGCUUGGUGAGGAGGGCGGUGUGGAUGUGGGGAUUCCUGGAGGGAGGCAGCCACCCAGUUGAGAAGUCGUGUCACUUAAACCAGGGUGUUGGAAGCAGAGUUCAAGAGAGGUGGAUGGAUUAGAGAGAUAUGCCGAGACUCGGGGAUGGCUUGGAUUUGGGGAGUGGAGGAAAGGACGGUACGAGGAUGACACCCAAACCUUUGGUGUGUGGAACUGGACGAAUGGUGGUGCCACUCACAGAGGCCAGAAGCUCUGCAAUAUAACUAGAUGUUAGAUCAGAAACAACUGAAUUGUCCAGCAAUAGAACAAGCAAAUGGAUUGUCACAGAGGCAGAGUUGGAGCAGCUAUGGCUUCAACCAACGGGAAGCCAGAAAGUUGAGCAGACUAAGGAGAAAGAACGCGGGUGGUGAUUAUAGAAGAUAGGGUCAGGGUCAAGGUCAAAGAACUGGUGAUCAAUGAAAGAGCCUCUCAACCAAUCCCAAUCCCAGUUUUUAGAGGACAGGAUUAGAGAAGGGGGCUCAGAAGGAAAAUUCAAGGAUGUUGGAUUCCACAUGUAAGUCUCUCCUUUUAAAAUGUGAUGUCUCCAUUUCCGAGGGAAGUUGGUCAUCCCAGAUGGCCACAAGGAAGAGAUGGCUUGGCCUCCAACACUGAAUUAUUCAGCCCUCCCAGGCUCUCAGCUCCAGCUCCAACUUCAUCCCCAUCCUGUACCACCCUCUGUCCGCCAGGGUUCAGCGGGAAACAGAGCUCGCUCCAGACGGUUUAGUGAAAAUGCGUUAAUGAAGGCAUCACUCAUGAACCCACGUGGGACUACAAGCCUUCAUCCCUACCACCAGGGGACCAAAGGCAUAAAGGAGGGAGUGGUGUUCUGGAGCUCAGUGAAGACUGGAACCAGGGCAGAGGUGGAAGGAAAAUAGAGGUUACCAGGGAAAUUAUGCCAGAACAGGAAGGAAGUAGGGAAGAGAUAUCCCAGGUUUUCCCACCUUUCUCUUCUCCCGCGUCCUAUCACUCAAACCUGCCAGAAAGCCAGAAGGCAAAGGAGCCCAGGUGAUGCUGUUGGCAGGGUCAGCCCUCUGGACAAGUCAGACAAGGAUGGAGAAUGGACCAGGGAAGGGGGCAGGUGGAGAACCCCUACCCACAUCCCAUCCUGACCUGCCAGCAAAGCUGCCCGUGCUCUGCAGUGGCCACAGUCCACACAGCUGCUGCUGGGAGAUGCCUCCCUCUGAGGGUAACCUCAACUUGGGACCUGCCCAGACCUCAAUGUGCGCCCCAGAUCUGGCGGGGAGGCUCGCAUAUACCCACACUCAGAAUGAGCACGGAAACUUCUCCCAAGGCCAAAUGGAAAUGGCUUUUGGAUCACCCACCAUUUGGCUGGAUUAUCUGCACCAUUGCCUCCGUCCAUUACUGAGGAGAGCCAGGAGGGUCUGGACUGUCCUUGGAGUUCCAGGAUGACCUUGUGGAGAGCUGAUUACAGUCUGUGUGCGGAAAAAGAAGAUGUCUGACUGUCAUUUUUUCCCUCUCUCUGGUUCAGCGAAGCUUGAUCUUUGGCCUGUGGCUAGAUCCCAUAUUGAAGAGCCUGUCACUGCUGGUGAUUUUGCUUGGAAGACCUCAAUUCAGACUGAAGCAAGCCUUUCCAUUAGCAAAGCUGUACAGAAUCCAUAUUUGCCUUUGAGACUUACAGGCUCCCCGUGUGGUGCUUGGGGGGCCCCUUCUGCACAGCACUGCUCCUCGCCCUCAACCCACUCACAUGCCACCUGGCUGCACCCCACUACCUCCAAGUCAUAAUAAGAACAGAUGCCAACACAGCUGCAGGGGGUCUCAUGUCUGAACCAGGAAGAGAAUGAGAGGCAGAAUCCAAGGUCAGGGCCUGGGAGAAUCCUGGAGAAGCCAUCUUUGAGAAUUAGGAUGUCUUCUUGGUGGGCUUUUCUGGUUGGCCCGGAGAGCAUCUACCUCUGCCACAGCCUCCUUUACAUCCCAAAGCCCCGACUCUAUGGAGCGGCCUCCAGAGCCUCAGAACGGGUCCUUAGCUCUGGUCCUGCCCAUCUCUGAUUUCCUAGGCCCCCUCCUCGUUCUGCCCUCACCACCACUGAGUUCCCAUGGGCCUCUUGACAAAAUUCAUGCACUUUGGGGGACCAGUAACAUAUAGUCAAAAGAGCUAACAUUUAUUUCCACCUAACUAUGUGUCAGGCACUUUUUUGUGUGCAUUUGACCUGCAUCAACAGCUUCAAUCCUUACAGUAACCCAAAGCGUGGUGGUGUCUGAACACUGGAAACCAAAUUUCAACCGAGGAUCAAAAGCAACGGUGAUGUCUUUGCAUGAGAUGCAGCUGAACUUCGAUGCUCCCGCAAUCUGAUUCACAGUUUAUAAUCACAGUUAUCACAGAACCAUUAAAAGCCUAUUAACUUGAAUUCCCACAAUUCCUUGAGGGCAAGGGCAAAGAGAGAGCAACGUAACUUUGAAUGUAAAUGUAACACAAGGUUCGAACAGAGAGAAUCUCUUUUAACUGUGCCAGCGGAAGAUGUAUGGAUGCAUCUACCCUAGCAGAUGGCUGAUGUAAGAAUACAACGUGAAGUCUUAGGAGGCUCGGGAUGUUAUGAAAACGAUUUCUCUGUGAAGCGACUGGUAAAGUGUCUGUCCGCCCCAGACCUCUUUCUGGGAGGAGGAAGAGGAGGUGACUUGUUAAAAUGUGUUAACUGCACGCUGGGUUGGCUGGACAAACACUAUGCGGUGUCUGAUCGAAUCAGCCUGAAAAGAAUCCUCGGCCCCAUUCAGCGGGAGCAGAAGCCCAACUGCUGUCCAAGCCCUCGUCAUGUGAGAAAUCUGAUUUCAUGUUUUUCCACCCUUCAGUGCCUGUGCUGACAUUUCCCCUAACAAUGCUAUUAUGUGCUGUACAGCCAGACAGUGCAGUCAGUAAGCUGUCCUGAGACUUCGGAUAAAACGGAGAGCUCUUAUCUCACUGCAAAACAAUUAGAGACCUCGUGCAGCCGUGAGCUGUGUGCAUGCCAACAUACCAAUGCUGGUCUGUUCCCAAAUUUCUGAGCCCUCCCUGGAGACAUACACGCCUGCACAUUAGGAUGCUCGCUCUAAAUGGCCCACAUGCGUGUGCCCCUGGCGAGCUGGACGUGGUCCUUGUCUCACCUUUGUGAAGGAGUAUUGGAAUCACCUGAGGAAGGAAAGCGCGUUCUCUCUGCCGUCUCCAGCGCUGGUUCUGAAAUAACUAAUUCCAAUCAAUCCAUCCUCACCUCAUAUGAGUUCUUCCUGCAGGAACUGCCCACAUUCACUGUCCAGUUUGAUCCUGUUCCCACGAUGGAGAAAGCAAAUGGCUUGGUCCCGAGGGAGCAGGUUAUUGACUAGGUACUUAAUUAGGCACACAGCCCCGAUGGGGUCAUUCUGCCACUGUCAAAACGACUGGACCAUGGCAUGGCGGAACCAUGAAUUCGGUUUACUAUCAUUUGCCACCGUUGAAUCAAUGGGGUAGGAAUCUAAAUGAAACGUUAAGACAACCACACUGCAGCCUGUUUAUAUAACUGUGCAAAGAAACAGCAUGUGUCUCAGGGUCCUCUGGGGGAAAACCUCUACUUCCCUACUUCCGUAUCAGGCACACUGAGGUCGGUGUUAUGCCUUCUAGAACGGUUUUAAGCGCCGAAGGGAAAACCUCCUAGGAAAACAGGAUAAACUCUUUUAGCCUCCUACUUGAGUUUCCAAAUCUUUAAAAGUCUAAAAGGACAGUGAUCCUUGCCCAAGAAUUAGGCUGCAAUUCUUCUCUGUAGGUACAAGGUCAAAUGGGCCCAGGGGUGCCCUGAAUCCUCUGUCUUUUCACAGAAAGACCGAGAAAGCCUCAAGCACUGACCAGGGCCUUGAGAUUCUCCAGGGUGGUGCUUCUCAAACUUUAUGUGCACACAGAUCACCCGGGCGUCUUGUUAAAAUGCAGAUUCAGAUUCAGUCGGUCUGGGCAUGGACCUGAGACUCUGCAUUCCUAAUAAACUCCCAAGUGGUGCUUGGGUUGCUGGUCCAAGGACCACACCUGGAGCAGUGAGGCCUUGGUGGUGGGAAGGUUCCUUACCUCACAGCCAACUUAGAAGGAAGUAGGGAAGAAAAGACCUUGCGAAGGCAACAUCGCAAGCCUUGACGCUGUGUCCAUUUCCUAUCUGCCUUUGCAAGGACCCCCGGUGACAGAAAUACCCUGGAAUGUGAAGAAAGAGCAAAGCAAGAAAGGACAAAUUGGUGGUCAUCCACACAAUUCACUGAAUUGAUGAACCUCGGAUCCCAGUCGAGCUGGAGAAAUCGGGGUGUAACGUCAGGACUCAGCCCACGUCUGUCAUUUAUGACUUUGUCUUAUUAUCUUUGUAACAAGGCUCUUUUAUUAGCUCACAGUUUGCUGCCAAGGUGAUGAAAUCGCCGUUAUGUUUUAUGGUACACGGUAAGAGGAGAGAGGGGAUCUUAAAAGACCUACAGAUCUCUUCUUCGUUGAGGGACCUCACCUCCUCUCUCUCCUCCCUGCAUGGGAUGGAGAUGAACUUACCAUCACGUUCCAAGACACUGUUCAUUUCCUCUUCAGCUGAAAAAUAUAUAUGGCUGUUUUGCUUUAUGAUUGUGGAGGCCGGCAUUUUCCAUUCCAGUGCUCUCUGUUCUGAAGCACACUUGUAAUUACUGCUGUCUUUUAUUCUGUGUCUUCGGAGGACUGUCCCGUUCAAACUGCGAGAGGACAAAAGCUGCUGUCUUUCCAGGGUGGAAACAAUAGCAUCGAGUCUUCACGUAAACCUCAACAAACACGGAAACACAGAAGUGAAAAUGGGAAUAACAAACGCAUCCAGUGGAGAAAUGGAAAUCAAACUAAAUAUUUCCACCUGUCUUUUUCAGAAUUUGGAGAAAGAAUAAACUCAGCACGCCUGCUGCAUCCUAAGGUUCCCUCACAUUGGACAAAUGCAAAAGACACCAGAAUCCAUCACACGUACCAUGUUAAAAGAGUCCAAUAGUCCACGUUUAUCUCGGAGAGUGGAGGAGAAGCUACCACUGAUCUACAAAGUGCGGGAGAAGCAAGCAGUGAAUAACAACUUCCCCUUCUCUGUACACGACAAUCGUCACAGCUGUCAGAACUCUGGAUUCUACCUCGACUCUGGCCUGGGACGUAAGAAGGUCUCCUCAGAAAAAAGGCAACACAUUUCAAGAAAUUUCAAUCUUUGGGCCUGUGACUAUGUUCCAUCUUGUCUCGAUGGCUUUUCAAAUAACCAAAUAUCAUACGUCUAUCAGGAAGCUGUGGUGGUCCCAAUUUUCAGACGCUUUCCAAGACAUUAUGAUGAGUUAUGGAACACUUUUAAAUUUAUUCCCCAGCAAAGCUAUACAGAGUAUUUGAAAAAGAAUCCAAAAGUAAGGUUCAUGAUUAACAAAAAGGCCGGUUCUCCACUGGAGCCCUAACCCUUCCAGAAGAUUCCUGAUGAGUUUUGCAAUAUUGUUAUUUCAUCACACAUUCUAAAAGUAUGUAUUUUCUGAUCCAGCACUGAGGUUUGACAUAAGAUUUGUUUAGGAUUAGAGAAUAUAGACUGUAUGUGCCUCAAUGCUUAGGUGAAGUUUUCUUGCAGUGAUAACAUAAAGAAACAUAAAGUCCUUAUAUAGAGAAACCAGAAAGGCAACAGGUAAUGUUGCCACUCCCCCACCUUUAAAGUAUUUUUAUGGUUUUAAUAAGGUUGAAAAAUAUUCAGGUCCUUAUAAAAUAAAGAUACGUGAUGACAUACACAUUUUAAAUGAAUGUGUUUUAAACAAAAAUGUGCUUAAAUUUUGAAAUUGCCACAUUAACUUUUGGGAGAGGUUUUAAAUUACAUAAUUAAUAUAGGCUUACAUUUUUAUCUUGAAAUUUCAAACAAACAGAGAAAGCAGGAGUCCCCUUUGAUUUCACCACAUCUCUAAUCCUUGUCCUGUCCCCAGAAGUAAGCUAACCAUUUUUUUAAAAUUUAUUUAUUUUAUUUAUUUAUUUUGGCUGUGUUGGGUCUUUGUUGCUGCAUGCAGACUUUCUCCUAGUUGUGGCGAG